AUGGGUUGUCAACUCACUCCGGCAGCUGUCACCCGGCGGAGCAGAAAAACGGCGACUUUGCGGCUCUCCGACGACUGUCACCUGAUGGAGAAGAGCUGGAUGGAGGUGGGGCGCGUGUUAGGGAGCUUCAUCCUCAGGUCCGCGCAGCAAGAGGAGGCUCUUCAUCGCAUCCGGUAUGCUCUCAGGAGGUGGCGACUCAUCUCCUGGCGGAUCGUCCUCUUCCUGACGAUGGCUUGUUCGUCAAUCAAUCGGAGAUGAUUUACUCAAUGGAUUCGUGAUCCUUUUAUUGCGAAUCCUUCAGUAAUUUUAGUAACAAUGCUCCAUGAAUCACAUUGACGAGAUUUUUGCCGAUGAUCCAGCGAUUUUGGUUGCUUAAUCCUUCACCGGCGAUCUGCAAGAAAGUCCGAUAAAAAAAUAUGAGUUUUGGCUCUGAGAGGAUUUGAACCCACGCCGGUUGCCCCACCUCUUCUGAGGAAGGUGACGGGUUUAGUCCCACAUCGGUUGUGCGCCGAAUUUUUGAACGAAUAUAUACUAAUGUUACAUGAUAAGUCUUCAUUAUCAUGAGUUAAUAAUUAGUAAAUAAUAUAGUUUUAGCCUUAACUCGUGAUAAAUAGACUUAUAUUUGUGUUAAAGUGUGAAAAGUGGUUUUUAGUUGAUUAAUGUGAUUUUUUGGGUAAUUAUGUGAUUUUAUACAAAUUUAUAUGAUUUUUACAGUCUUACUUUUGAGAUAAAUGAAGAAAAAGAAAUAAAACUAAAAUAUUGCAAAAUGGGGGGGACUCGCCGGCCAGCUGGGCCCGCAAGCGGGUCGGAAGCUCAGUCGGGGAGUAGCCGCGAGCAGGGGCUCGAGUGGCUUGGACCGAUAGGGACACAUGUGCACCACUCCCCUUCCACGUCACUGGUGGCCAGCCGGCUGUGGGGCAAGGAGUGGUCGUACACGCGAGAGAAGGAACUUUGCUUAAAAAGCUAACAUUACUAUAUAUUCGCCCGAAAAAUUGGCGCACAACCGAUGUGGGACUAAACAUGAGAGAAGGGGCGGACAACCGGCGCAGGUUCGAAUCCUCCCAGAGUCAAAAUUCAUAUAUUUUUAUCUGAUUAUCGCGACUUUCCUACAGAUCGCCGGUGAAGGAUUAAGCAAUGAGAAUCGCUGGAUCAUCGGCAAAAAUUUCGUCAACGCGAUUCGCAGAGCAUUACUACUAAAAUUGUUGAAUGAUUCGCAAUAAAAGGAUCGCGAAUCCAUCGAGUAAAUGAUCUCCGAUUGAUCGAUGAACAAGCCGUCAUUGGGAAGAGGACGAUCCGCCGGGAGACAAGUCGCCACCUCCUGAGAGUGUACCAGAUGCGAUGAAGAGCCUCCUCUUGUUGCGCGGACCUGAGGAUGAAGCUCCCUGACACGCGCCCCACCUCCAUCCAGCUCCUCUCCGUCGGGUGACAACCGCCGGAGAGCUGCAAAGUCACCGUUUUUCCGCUCCGCCGGGUGACAGCCGCCAGAGACGACUCGGUGACCCAUUUCAUUAAUUUCUAGACUUCGCGAGAAGAUCUAGAGAUCGCCCACGUUGUCUUUGUCCAAGGAGAGCCUUCGAGGCCGUGGACACUGCACGACAAUCCUCCUGAACGCUCAGGAUUCCAGUGCAUCGCCGACGCAUCGCCGUCGUGACACUAGAACUCUAUUUUCCUGCUUUCAAACUUACUUUACGCUUCAUUUAGUGAUAGUUUUUGUGAUUUUAAUUUACCAAAAUAUACUUUGUUCUAUUACGAUUCUUCCGGCUUUUACAGAUCUUAAUUUGAUUAAUUAAAUCGUCUAUAAUCGCUUACGUAAGAAUCACCGGGUAGAACUCUGUUUCCGCCCAAUUUGCGUUCGCCAGGCGCUGACAUCAUCCUGACAUCCGCACCCUUAUUUUCUUUUUUUUGUGAAUUUAAAAUAUAUUUUCUUUUCAUUUCUUAAUAUAAAAUUCAUAGAAAAUAGUAUUCUUUGAGGAAAAUUCUGAAUAAUUACCAGAUAUUAUAUUACAUCCCUGUGAUUGACUUGGAAAAUUAUUGCUAUUUUUGGAAGUUUUAUUGAAUUAUAAUUGAUAUAUUUGUUCAGAAAUACUUCUAAAUAUCUGAAAAUUCAUAUUUUCUAGUUUUAUAAAUUUUAUAUUUACGUGAUUUAAUAUACAACGACUGAGUCACGUCAUUACAUUUCUAAGCAAAGUCUCUUUCUUGCGCAUGUACGACUACUCCUUGGCCCACAGCCGGCUGGCCACUGGUGACGUGGAAGGAGAGUGGCAUAUACAUGCCACCAUCGGUUCAAGCCACUUGAGCCCUUACUCGCGGCUCAUGCCCGAUUGGCUGGCGGGUCCCCCCGAUUUUACUACAUUUUUAUUUUAAUUUCUUUUCCUUCAUUUAUCUUAAAAGGAAGACUGUAAAAAUUGUAUAAAAUCACAUAAUUACCCAAAACUUCACGUUAAUCAACUGAAAACCACUUUUCACACUUUAACACAAAUAUAAGUCUAUUUAUCAUGAGUUAAAGCUAAAACUAUAUUAUUUACUAAUUAUUAACUCAUGAUAAUAAAGACUUAUCAAUAACGAAGUUAGUGAAAUCAAAUGAAGAAGGUGAAUCUUCAAGGGAUUGCUCGUUCCUAUGGUGUCACACAAUUUCUAGCUUGACGUGACUUAGUCGUUGUAUAGUAAAUCAUGCAAAUUUAAAAUUUCUAAAACUAGAAAAUACAAAUUUUUAGAUAUUUAGAAGUAUUUCUAAACAAAUAUAUUAAUUACAAUUCAAUACAACUUCCAAAAAUAGUGGUAAUUAUUCAGAAUUUUCCUUAAAGAAUACUAUUUUCUAUAAAUUUUACAUUAGGAAAUGAAAAUGAAAUAUAUUUAAAAUUCACAAAAAAGGAAAAUAAGGAGACGUUAGGAUGACGUUAGCGCUCGACGAAUGCGAAUCAGGCGGAAAUAGAGUUUCACCUGGCAAUUCUUACUUAAGUGAUUACAAAUAGUUUAAUUGAUCAAAUUAAGAUCUAUAAAAGCCAAAAGAAUCAUAAUUGAAUGAAGUAUAUCUUGGUAAAUUUAAAUCACACAAAUUAUUAUUAAAUGAAGUAGAAAUUAAGUUGAAAGCAAGAAUACAAAGUUCCAGCAUCGUGGCGGCAAUGCGUCGGUGAUGCACCAAAAUCUUGAGCGUUCGGGAGGAUCAUCGUGUAGUGUCCAUGGCCUCAAAAGCUCUCCUUGGACAAGGACGAUGUGGGCAAUCUCUAGAUCUCCUUGCGAAGUCUAGAGAUCAAUGAAAUGGGUCGUCAAAUCAUCUCUAGUGGCUAUCACCCGACGGAGUAGAAAAAUGGCAACUUUACGGCUCUCUAGCAGCUGUCACUCGAUGGAGAGGAGCUAGAUGGAGGUGGGACACAUGUUAGGGAGCUUCAUCCUCAGGUCCGCACAGCAAGAGGAAGCUCUUCAUUGCAUCUGGUACACUCUCAGGAGGUGGCGACUCAUCUCCUGGCGGAUCGUCCUCUUCUUGACAAUGGCUUGUUCAUCGAUCAAUUGGAGAUGUUUUACUCGAUGGAUUCGCGAUCCUUUUAUCACGAAUCGUUCAGCAACUUUAGUAAUAAUGCUCUGCGAAUUGCGUUGACGAGAUUUUCAUCGAUGAUCCAUCGAUUCUAGCGGCUUAAUCCUUCACCAGCAAUCUGUAGAAAUGUCAUGAUAAUCAGAUAAAAAAUAUGAGUUUUGGCUCUCGGAGGAUUCGAACUCGCGCUAGUUGCCCACGUACAUGAGAGAGAUUGACAUAAGUACUCUAAUGCCUUUAUCAAAUGACAUCAUCAUGGUAUAUUGCUAUUAUAAAUAAGGGGUAUUGCAGAUAUUAAAAUCAUCGAAGCCUUUCUAGGGGAAGGUGUGACGCGGGUUUAGUCCCACAUUACUUGUGCGCCAAAGUUUCGGGGGAAUAUAUAGUAAUAUUAUAUUUGCAAGCAAGUUACUUUCUCUUGCGUGUACAACCAUUCCUUGCCUCACAACCGGCUAGCCACUAGUGACGUGGAAGGGGAGUGGCGUACACGUGCCCCCAUCAAUCUUAGCCGCUCAAGCCUCUACUCGCGGCUCCUCUCUAACUGCGCUUCCGACCCACUUGCAGGCUCAACUGGUUAGCAGGUCCCCCUCAUUUUGCUAUAUUUUUAUUUUUAUUUCUUUUUCUUCAUUUAUCUCAAAAGUAAGAUUGUAAAAAUCAUAUAAAUUCGUAGAAAAUCACAUAAUUACCUAAAAAUUCACGUUAAUCAAUUGAAAACCACUUUUCACACUUUAACACAAAUAUAACUCUAUUUAUUAUGAGUUAAGGCUAAAAUUAUAUUAUUUACUAAUUAUUAACUCAUGAUAAUGAAAACUUAUCACUUGUGCGCCAAAGUUUUGAGCAAAUAUAUAAUAAUAUCACAUUUGCAAGUAAUGAGUCCCUUUCUCUCCUUUGUAUGACCACUCUUUGCCUCACAACUAGCUAGCCACCGAUGACGUGAAAGUAGAGUGGUGCAUGCAUGCCCCCAUCGGUUCUAGCCACUCGAGCCCUUAUUCACGGCUCCCCUUGACUGUGCUUUCGACCUGCUUGUAGGCCCGGCUGACUGGCAGGUCUCCUCCUUUUGCUAUAUUUUUAUUCUAAUUUCUUUUUCUUCAUUUAUCUCAAAAAAAAGACUAGAAAAAUCAUAUAAAUUCAUAGAAAAUCAUAUAAUUAGCCAAAAAAAUCACGUUAAUCAAUUCAAAAUCACUUUUCAUAAUUUAACACAAAUAUAAGUCUAUUUAUCAUGAGUAAAGGCUAAAACUAUAUUAUUUACUAAUUAUUAACUCAUGAUAAUGAAGACUUAUUAGCCUCCAUUACUAAUAAUAGCUCUAGGACAUCCAUAUCUAGUAAAAAUAAAUUUUUUAAUAAAUUUCACAGCUACUUUACUAUCACAUGUACUAGUAGCUAUAGACUAUACCCAUCUAGAAACAUAGUCCAUUCUUAUAAGAAUAUAUUCAUUUCCAUCUGAAUUAGGAAAUGGACCCAUAAAAUAAAAUCCUAAUAAGUCAAAAAUUUCAACUUCAAUAAUGGGUUUAAGAGGCAUCUGAUCUUUGUUAUCAAUAUUGAAAGCUGCUUGACAAGGUAAACAUUUAAGAUAAAAGUCAUGAGCAUCUCUAAAUAAUGUAGGCCAAUAAAAUCCACUUUCUAAUUCCUUGUGAGCUGUGAUCUUUGAAGAAAAAUGUCCUCCACUUUGUUUUGAAUGGCAGUAUUCUAACACUUCUUUCUAUUCUUCUUCUAGCACACCUCAUGAGAAUAAGAUCAUCAGCACCUUGGUAAAAUAAAGUAGGUUCAUCCCAAAAAUAAAAUCGAACAUCCUUGAGUAAUUUCUUUCCCUUAUUGUAGCCCCACUCCUUUGGAAUUAUUCCCGCCACAAGAUAGUUAACAGAAUGUGCGAACUAAGGUAAUUUCUUCUCUUGAAUAUUCAAUAAAUCUUCAUGAGGAAAUGAAUCAUAAAUAGGUGAAGAAUCUGCUACAUUAAUCCUAGAAAGUUGACCACCAACUACAUUCUCAUAGCCCUUCUUGUCUUUGAUCUCUAUAUCAAACUACUGUAAAAGUAAAAUGCAUCUAAUUAGCCUCGGUUUAGCUUCUUUCUUAUUAAGUAAAUACUUCAAAGCAACAUGAUUAGAACAAAUCACUACUUUACUUCCAAGCAAAUAAGACCUACAUUUAUUUAAAGUAAAGACAAUAACUAGUAACUCCUUUUCAAUAGUAGAAUAAUUAAGUUGAACACCAAUCAAGGUUUUACUAGCAUAGUAAAUGGCUACGGGUUUCUAAUCAUUCUUUUGCCCCAAAACUGCUCCCACUACAAAAUCUAAAGCAUCACACAUUAUCUCAAAAGGUAAACUCUAUUCUAGAACUUGAAGAAUAGGUGCAUGUUGAUAAGUUUUCAAUAUCAUGAGUUAAUAAUUAGUAAAGAAUAUAGUUUUAGCCUUAACUUAUGAUAAAUAGACUUAUAUUUAUGUUAAAUUAUGAAAAGUAAUUUUUAAUUAAUUAAUGUGAUUUUUUUGUUACUUAUGUAAUUUUAUGUGAAUCUAUAUAAUUUUUAUAAUUAUAUUUUUGAGAUAAAUAAAGAAAAAGAAAUUAAAAUAAAAAGAUAGGAAAAUGGGGGGACCCUUCGGCCAACUAGGCCCAAGCGGGUUGGAAGUGCAAUCAUGGUAAAGCCGCAAGUAAGGGCUUGAGCAGCUAUGAACCGAUGGGGGCAUGUAUGCAUCACUCUUCCACUUCAUUGGUGGCCAGCUGAGUGUGGGGCAAAGAGUGAUUGUACAUAUGCGAGAAAGGGAUUCAUUGAUUUUCAAAUCUUGUGUUAUUAUAUAUUCGUCUCAAAAUUUGGCGAAUAACCGAUGUGGGACUAAACCCAGGUCACACCUUCCUGAAAUGUUUUAAUGAUUUCUAUACCUCAAAUACCCCUCAUUUAUUAAAAGGAAGUAACUUAAUGAUGUCACUUUAUAAGGAUAUUUGUGUCCUUAUUUCACUCUCUCUCAUGUAGGUAGGCAAUCAAUGCGAGUUCGAAUCUUACUAAAACCGGUGAAAAAUUAAGUCACGAGAAUCACUCGAUCAUUAGUGAAAAUCUCAUCAACAUGAAUCACAAAGCAUUAUUGCUAAAAUUACUGAACGAUUUGUGAUAAAAAGAUCGUGAAUCUAUCGAGUAAAUCAUCUUAGAUAAGCUAUCGUCAGGAAGAGGACGUCUAUCAAGUGACAAGUCACCACCUCUUGAGAGUGUACUAGAUGUGAUGAAAAGCCUCUUCUUGCUUGCUAUUUGGGAGCUCCAUUCAUCACCUCUAUCACUCGACAACCCAACCUUUGCAUUUAUUACAAUAAUGUGAUUCUAUGCGCGGACCUAAGGAUGAAGCUCCUUAACACGUGCCACACCUCUAUCCAACUCUUCUUCAUCGGGUCAUAGACGUCAAAGAGCUGCAAAGUCAUCAUUUUCCUGCUCCGUAGGGUGACAACCACUUGACACAAUUUGACGACCCAUUUCAUUGCUCUUUAGACUUCGCAAGAAGAUCGAGAGAUUGCCCACUAGAGUGACUUAGUCGUUGUAUAGUAAAUCACACAAAUUUAAAAUUUAUAAAAUUAGAAAAUACGAAUUUUUGAAUAUUUAGAAGUAUUUCAAGGAGCUGGAUGGAGAGGAGCUAGAUGGAGGUAGGGCGCAUGUCAAGGAGCUUCAUCCUCAGGUCCGCACAGCAAGAGGAGGCUCUUCAUCGCAUCUGGUACGCUCUCAGGAGGUGGCAACUCAUCUCCCAGUGGAUCGUCCUCUUCUUGACGACGGCUUGUUCGUCAAUUAAUUGGAGAUCCUUUACUCAAUGGAUUCGUGAUCCUUUUAUCACGAAUCGUUCAGCAAUUUUAGUAACAAUACUCCGUGAAUCGCAUUGACAAGAUUUUCGUCGAUGAUCUAGUGAUUCUGGUUGCUUUAUCCUUCACCGGCGAUCUGCAAGAAAGUCAGGAUAAUUAGAUAAAAAAUAUGAGUUGUGGCUCUAGGAGGAUCCGAACCCCCGCCGGUUGCCCACCCCUUUCUGGGGAAGGUGUGACGUGGGUUUAGUCCCACAUCAGUUGUGCGCCAAAUUUUCAGGCGAAUAUAUAGUAAUGUUACAUUUAGAAGCAAGUCCCUUUCUCGUGCGUGUACGACCACUCCUUAGCCCACAACCGGCUGGCCACCGGUGACAUGGAAGGGGGGUGGCACACACGUGCCCCUAUCAAUCCAAGCCGCUCGAGCCCCUGCUCGUGGCUACUCCCCGACUACGCUUCCGACCCCGCUUGUGGGCCCAGCGGGUCCCCCUAUUUUGUUUUAUUUUUAUUUUUAUUUCUUUUUCUUUAUUUAUCUCAAAAGUAAAAUUAUAAAAAUCAUAUAAAUUCGUAUAAAAUCAAAUAAUUACCCAAAAAUUCACGUUAAUCAUGAGUUAAGGCUAAAACUAUAUUAUUUACUAAUUAUUAACUCAUGAUAAUGAAGACUUAUCACCCACGUUGUCUUUUAUUUAAAGAGAGCCUUCGAGGUUGUGA
Messenger RNA from Spirodela intermedia, 7999 nucleotides. NCBI's taxonomy places the organism in Eukaryota, Viridiplantae, Streptophyta, Magnoliopsida, Alismatales, Araceae. The record is from the annotation of a GenBank genome assembly.